AAAAAAGUCAAACAAAAAUUAAAUCUUGGAAAUGUUGUGGAGGACAAGGGCGGGAGGGUGCUGAAGAAGAGUCCUGGGAUGAUCACAUGAAGAGGGAGGUCAGAGAUCCUGAACCUCAUUUAUUUACCAUGAAGAGUACCUGUAACAUUGACACCAACAUGGAGGCUCUGGAUGGUCCGUAAAUUCACCCAAAGUCCUGAGAGUGACGCACAAGAUGGUUAUUGAUGCUUUGAAGUGUGCAAAGGCAGCGGAUGCACAAAGGCGUGGGACCUUUCCUGAGGAGCUGGAGAGGAGCAGAGACCAUGAGAAAAUGGCAUCCGUCAGUGACAUUGUGUUAACAGGAAACAAGGGUUGCUUUAAGCAGAGGCAGAACACGCACUUCCUCAUCCAUCAGUGCCACAGGAGCCGAUUUAACCGCUGCAGAACAGUCACCCCACUCUCCGAUAUUCAAAGCCAUCGCCGCUGUAACGAGCUGGGGUCAAAACCCUAACACGCACCCUGCCCGGUAGGCAUCCAGGCAGUACACUGGGGAGGAGGUACCAGCCACACCCAUCACCCAGACAGGCCAGCAGCUGCAGAACAGCGCCCCCAGGAUGAGCUGAGGAGUCGGUGUCCUUCCAUGAGCUGAUGCGUUUGCAAAGUGCAAAAAUGAUUCUUGCAAUGUACCCAUCUUCUGAUGACUGCCCAUCUUCUGAUAACGCACCAUGCCACAAAGCUGAAAUCAUCUCAAACUGGUGUCUUGAACAUGACAGUAAGCACACUGUACUCAAAUGGCCUCGACAGUCACCAGGUCUCAAUCCAAUAGAGCACCUUUGGGAUGUGGUGGAACGGGAGAUUCCCAUCAUGGAUGUGCAGCUGAUGAAUCUGCAGCAGCUGCGGGGGUCCAACCCAGUACUAGCAAAGUGUACCUAAUAAAGUGGCCGAUGGACGUGUUGGCCGUGCCUACGGACAGGCAUAAAGGAUGGUACCUUUCUUUGAUGGCUCCCAACACAAAAGGACCAACAUUUGCCUGGCUGGAUCCAUCCAGACUCUACUGCAACUCCCAGGCUCUUGCAGACUGUGUCAAAGAUCUUCUCAGUCCAUUCCACAGUGACACCAUUGACCUGGUUGCUGGGAUAGAUGCAAUGGGUUUCAUUCUUGGGGCAUCUGUUGCCACCACUCUUGGAAAAGGUUUCCUGGCUGUCCGUAAAGCAGGACACCUGUGCGUCGCAACGCAAAGUCAAAACUACACCGACUACACAGGCAGAGAAAAGACAUUGGAAGUAAGACUGGAUGCCCUAAAGCCAGGUGUGAGAGUGUUGUUAGUGGACCAAUGGAUAGAGACCGGAGGCACAAUGAAGGCUGCCAUCCAGCUGGUAGAGAGGCUGGGAGCCACUGUUGUGGGUGUAGCUGCUGUGGCCAUUGAAAACACUGCAGGAGGAAAGUGGAUUAAAGAAAAUUACAAAUUCUCUCACUGCAUCCCAGAGGAGCUGCAGAGCCAAAUUGAUCGGAAGUAUCUCGAUUCUUUCAAAAGCUUUAACAGCUGA
Molecule: messenger RNA, 1526 nt
Organism: Toxotes jaculatrix (banded archerfish)
Lineage: Eukaryota; Metazoa; Chordata; Actinopteri; Toxotidae
Exons: 11
Coding region: 771-1526 (251 amino acids)
Molecular function (GO): adenine phosphoribosyltransferase activity
Source: RefSeq, a predicted model, not a curated record